ACUGACUGAGCAUUUUAACCUUGGACAAGAGAGAAGACAAACUCCAACAUGAGCCAAAUUGGACAGAAUAAUAUGAGAUACAAUGGAUCCUUAAGUAAAGAGAAGAAUUUGAGGAGGCGACAGCAUGGUUCAAGUUCAGAACAGGAUAAUGACCAGUCAGAGACAGCAAGCAAAAGACUGAAAAGAGAAGAUAAUGUGAAAUCCAGCUGCCAACGGUGUGAACAACAUGAACGUGAACAUAAAGAAAGAAUGACUGAGAUGGAAACAUUUUACAAAGAGAAACUUCAGGAGGCAAGAUCUGCCCUGAAACAAAAAGAGGAAGAACUGAAAUCAUUCAAAGACAGAGUUGCACCUGACUUGGCUCUUUCAAUAAAGACAGGAGACACUGAGAGCAUGAACAACCCAGUCAGUAAAACCAAACUGACAGAGAUGUAUAACAAACUGAAACUGCUGCAGUGGCCUAAAAUCAAAGAUCAUCUGAAAUCUAAUGCUGUGAGCAGAGAGUUUACCAGAGAUCUGACUCAGAAAAUGUUUAAAGAUGCAGCAGAAGAAAUGGAGAGAAAGAAGAAGCAGAUAGAUGAAGUGUUUGGACUGACUGAGAACAGCAGUGGACUAACACCUCAGAAGGUCAAAGAGUUCAGACAGUUAACAAUUCACAGUCUUCAGAUGAAUCUGUACCACAGCAGGAAAGAAGAUCUUCUUCAGAGUCCUUUCCUUGAUGAUGAAGCUCAGUACUCCCAGAAUGUGAUGGAGAACUUCAGACUUCUGGCCUCUGAAUGCUACUGGUUGGGUUGUUUGAUGGCUUUAAACGAUCCUCCUCUUCAGCCGGACUGGGAGAAUCAUGUUCCUGGGAUGGACGCUUGGGACAUUUUCCCACGAAACAUCAAGUCUGUUUAGAUCAUGAAGAGGAGACAAUGAAGUCAGCAAUGAUGAGAAAAUCUGAGUGUUUGUCAGGGAUCAAACAUUAUUCUCUCAUCUCUUAUUAUCCAAAACAUGCAUGGUGUACUUUUUACUGUUUAUGUUUCAUUUGUGUGAAUUAUUAAUCAAGUCUCCAAAUUGUGUUUCCUCACAGUUUGGCUUCAGAUAAGUUUCCUUUGGAUUUCUGUG
This is a messenger RNA of Lates calcarifer (barramundi perch), 1107 nucleotides long. RefSeq lists its product as uncharacterized. The transcript is spliced from 10 exons. Lineage: Eukaryota; Metazoa; Chordata; Actinopteri; Centropomidae. The coding region runs from base 49 to 897 and encodes 282 amino acids. The record is from RefSeq and is a predicted model, not a curated record.